Messenger RNA from Ipomoea triloba (trilobed morning glory), 2100 nucleotides. RefSeq lists its product as uncharacterized. The coding region runs from base 41 to 1519 and encodes 492 amino acids. NCBI's taxonomy places the organism in Eukaryota, Viridiplantae, Streptophyta, Magnoliopsida, Solanales, Convolvulaceae. The record is from RefSeq and is a predicted model, not a curated record. The transcript is spliced from 16 exons.
AGCAAGCAGUUCAGUUCGUUACUCGACAAGAAAGCCCAAAAUGAGCAUCAUGAGUUUCGCCUCUCCGCAGUACAUUUAUCGCGUCGGCUUUGCUUCUCAAACUUCAUCAAAUCUCUCGAGAAUCUUCAGCUACGCAUUCUUCGCCCGCCGUCGAAGAAGAUUUAAUGCAGUUUCGCUCUCUGUAACUCCAAAGUCAGAUGAAGAGCUGCUGCUGGUGGUGGGUGGCGGAGCUGCCGGAAUGUACGGCGCAAUUAACGCCAAGACGGUUGCGCCGAAUCUUAAAGUCGUUGUAAUUGAGAAAGCGAAGCCCUUAUCCAAGGUGAAAAUUUCUGGAGGAGGCCGCUGUAACGUGACAAAUGGGCAUUAUGCUGAUCAUAUGCUUUUGGCAGACAACUAUCCAAGGGGCAACAAGGAACUGAGAGGCUCAUUUUUCACUGUCCAUGGUCCAAUGGAUACUAUGUCUUGGUUCUCCAACAAUGGAGUGGAGCUGAAAAUUGAGGAAGAUGGAAGGGUAUUUCCAGUAAGCAAUAGUUCGUCUUCCAUUAUUGAUUGCCUCAUGUCUGAAGCAAAGAAGAGGGGAGUCUCACUGCAGACUGGAAAAACUGUCACAAGUGUAUCUCACAUUACUGGUGGGAAGUUCACUGUCAAGCUAGAGAAACGUUCUAUUGACCAUGUUGAGUAUGUGGAAGCAGACUAUCUAUUGAUUGCUAGUGGUAGUAGUCAGCAGGGUUAUGAUCUUGCCACUCAACUUGGACAUUCUAUCGUAAAACCUGUUCCCAGCUUAUUCACUUUCAAGAUUGAUGAUUUGCAGUUAAUAGAGUUAUCUGGGGUCACAUUUCCUAAAGUGAAAGCAAAACUGAAGUUAGAAGCCCUUCAGAAGAAUGUCCCACAGCUUACACAGGUUGGUCCCAUGUUAGUGACACAUUGGGGACUUAGUGGACCGGUGAUUCUUCGGUUAUCUGCUUGGGGAGCACGUUAUCUUGCAAGUUCAGAUUAUAAGGGAACACUGUUGGUGGAUUUUGCUCCUGAUCAUCAUAUUGACGAUUUGAAGUCUGUACUCAUUAAGCACAAGAAUCAGUUUGCGAGACAAAAGUUGCUCAACUCUUGUCCAAUGGCGCUUGGCCUUGUCAAGAGAUUUUGGAAGUAUAUAUUAGACCGUGAGGGACUAGAUGGAGAUAUCUUGUGGUCUUCCAUUUCCAACAAUUUGUUGAUGUCCAUUGUGUUUACUUUAAAGCAUUGUUCCUUUACUGUGAAGGGAAAGGGACAAUUUAAGGAUGAAUUUGUCACCGCUGGAGGAGUUCCAUUGUCGGAGAUUUACUUGAAUACAAUGCAGAGCAGGAUCCAUCCAUGUCUAUAUUUUGCUGGAGAGGUACUAAAUGUUGAUGGUAUAACUGGAGGGUUUAAUUUUCAGAAUGCUUGGUCAGGUGGAUAUAUUGCAGGAACAAGCAUUGGCAACCAAUCUAUAGCCAAUAUAGAAGGAAAAUAUGUUUGUGAAAGCAUGCUUGGUGACAAGAGUUAAGGACAAUAUUGCCUUAAUCUCAUAUGAUACGAGUUAAACUCUCAUAUGAUUCUUCAGUGCACCUGUAAGGUGUGGUCCUGUGAGCAAAGGUUUUGUUUCUGUUCUCUUUGUUGUAAGUGGGAUUUGUUGCAUUUUCUUUGACAUUGACUUUGUAUGUUUUGUUAUGUCUUAUUAUGUGCUCUGAUUAAGUAAGUUGCAUGACCAAUCAGAUGAAGGGCGUUGCUGACCUUGCUUUGUGGCAAUCCCUGUCGACGAUCAAUAAGUAAUCAGUAUAGCAUAAUGAAGACUUUAUGUCAAUUAACAGGAAAUCGGAUUACAUUUUAUAUUCUUCUCAGUUCUCACUUUAUGUGUCAUACCCAUUUCCCAUUGGCUGUGUACGAGUAAUGAAUUACUAAAGCAACACUAUUAACUUAAGAACAAGUUGGAUUUGUAUAGUGAUGUUUGCAAAUAGGACUACUUAUCUUGUAGGGUGCACAAAGUGCUAAGUACAGCCAAUGUAAAGCUGAGAUCUCAUGCGUGGCACAUGAACUUGUAAAGUAUUAAACAAUAAUAUAUAUCUUACAUAAACUUGACUUUUCUAA